Pterocles gutturalis (yellow-throated sandgrouse) is the source of this 1230-nucleotide messenger RNA. RefSeq names its product TBC1 domain family, member 14 (gene TBC1D14). NCBI's taxonomy places the organism in Eukaryota, Metazoa, Chordata, Aves, Pterocliformes, Pteroclidae. Bases 69 to 1130 code for a protein of 353 amino acids. The transcript is spliced from 10 exons. The record is from RefSeq and is a predicted model, not a curated record.
UAAAUUUAAGGAACCUCCCUGCAAAACCAGCAGAAGAAGCUCAGAAACACAGACAACAGUACGAAGAAAUGGUGGUUCAAGCAAAAAAAAGAGAGCUUAAGGAAGCCCAGAAGAGAAAGAAACAACUGGAAGAACGCUGUAAACUGGAAGACAGCAUCGGCAACGCUGUUCUAACUUGGAACAAUGAAAUCUUGCCCAACUGGGAAACUAUGUGUUGUUCCCGUAAAGUUCGAGAGCUAUGGUGGCAAGGCAUUCCACCCAGUGUGAGAGGCAAAGUCUGGAGCUUGGCAAUUGGCAACGAGUUAAACAUCACCCAUGAACUUUAUGAUAUUUGCCUGGCUCGUGCCAAAGAGAAAUGGCGAUCACUUAGAACAGGAGGGGCUGAAGUAGACUAUGAAGAUGCUGGAUUUUCUGCAGCUGACAGAGAAGCAAGCUUGGAAUUAAUAAAACUGGAUAUCUCAAGAACGUUUCCUAAUCUCUGUAUAUUCCAGCAAGGUGGUCCUUACCAUGACACCUUGCACAGUAUUUUAGGAGCCUAUACUUGUUACAGACCUGAUGUAGGCUAUGUACAGGGCAUGUCAUUCAUAGCAGCAGUAUUGAUCUUGAACUUGGAUACUGCAGAUGCCUUCAUUGCUUUUUCUAACCUAUUAAAUAAACCCUGUCAGAUGGCGUUUUUCCGUGUGGACCAUGGCCUUAUGUUGACUUACUUUGCCGCAUUUGAGGUAUUCUUUGAAGAAAAUCUGCCAAAGUUAUUUGCUCACUUCAAAAAAAAUAACUUAACUCCAGACAUCUAUCUUAUUGAUUGGAUAUUCACAUUGUACAGCAAAUCUUUGCCACUGGACUUAGCAUGUCGUGUCUGGGAUGUGUUCUGUCGUGAUGGAGAAGAGUUCUUAUUCCGUACAGCCCUGGGAAUAUUAAAACUUUUUGAAGAUAUUUUGACCAAAAUGGACUUCAUUCAUAUAGCCCAGUUUUUAACAAAGCUACCAGAGGACUUGCCUUCAGAAGAAUUCUUCACGUCUAUUGCUGCCAUUCAGAUGCAAAGUAGAAACAAAAAGUGGGCUCAGAUACUGGCUGCUCUGCAGAAAGAUAACCGGGAAAUGGAAAAAGGAAGUCCUUCUCUCAAACAUUAAAAUUAUGGUUGUCUCCAGUGGCUCACAGGAAAAGAGCUAAAGUGGCAAAAGCAUUGAGUACUGUUUGACAUGUAUGAGCCUGUAAAUCAAAGUGUUAUUU